UCUCGAUUUUGUCUUGAGUGCCUGACCCUCCCGUCCAUCCGUUGGCUUCCUGUCCUCCCUCGCGAGUUGCAUCCAUUAGCCUGCUCCAUCACUACUCCUUGCUCCUACCAAAUUCACCCCUCCUAAUUCUUCUUCUCCCCAAUUUCAAUUCAUCAUUGAGAUUUCAAUAUCAAAACUCCCAUCAAUCUCCUAACUUUCAGCUUCUACAAUUUUCUUCAUCUGUUUUUUAUUUUCUCCCCAAAUUUCCCUGCUUUUCUUCUUUCUUUCUUCCACCCUUCCACAAAUUUCAUCUGGGUAUCUCCCAAAAUGGGUAAAAAUCAAGCUUACAAAGCUAUGCAAAGAUCCAGGGUGGGGUCCAGCCAUGCUGAUCCUGACGCAGUUGAAGAUGGAUUGGUGGAUGGUUCAUUUCAUACACCAGAGUGGCAUGCUGCUCGUUUGGCUAACUUGAAAACCUCUCACACAGUCACAUGGGAAGAGUUCAAAAUGAAGCAAAAGGAGGAAGCAUUGAUAAGGGGUGAACAGGAAGCCGACAAAGACAGAAUGAUGAGAGAAUACAGGGCUCAACUAGAUGCGGAAAGAGAACGGAAGCUUUCUCAAGGAAGAAACCAUUCUAGUAGCAAGUCAAAAGACUCUAAACAUAAAAAAGAUAAAGAUAAGAGCUCAAAAAAACGUUCCAGCAAAAAGAGAAAGCACUCACGGAGAAAAUCUCCAGAUUCUAGCUCCUCAAGUUCAUCUUCUGAAUCUUCAAGCAGUGAGGAUGAAGAGAGAGAAUCAAGAAGGUCGAAAUCUAGGUCAAAGAAAACGAGGAAGGAAAGAAAGCACAGGUCUAGAAGCAGGCAUUCUAGUACUACUGAUGACGAGGCUGCUGGUCCAUUACCACUUUCUAGGUUUUUUGGAAGCGUGAAGAGCUCAUGAACCAGACUAGACGAGUAGAACCAACUUGUAGCAUUUUUAGUUGUGUCAAUUUACAGGGAAUUUGAUUUAUGGAUUCUGGUUUCUUGCUCCAUAUCAGAAUAUGUUGAUUUAGUAUUAUGUAACUAUAUGUAUUUUUAGUGAGCAGGGAAAUUCUUUUAUAUGUCAACAAUACCACCCAUCUUCAAAUCUGUGGGUGGAUAUUGAAACAUACAUGAAAUUUACUCCCUUGAUGUUGCAUUUUUGUAUUCUUCUGUUUUUCGUUCAAUAAAGAAUUGUGACUUGAGUGUUUCUAUA
Molecule: messenger RNA, 1209 nt
Organism: Spinacia oleracea (spinach)
Lineage: Eukaryota; Viridiplantae; Streptophyta; Magnoliopsida; Caryophyllales; Amaranthaceae
Exons: 5
Coding region: 307-915 (202 amino acids)
Source: RefSeq, a predicted model, not a curated record